Molecule: messenger RNA, 1502 nt
Organism: Carcharodon carcharias (great white shark)
Lineage: Eukaryota; Metazoa; Chordata; Chondrichthyes; Lamniformes; Lamnidae
Gene: kcne4
Product: potassium voltage-gated channel, Isk-related family, member 4
Exons: 2
Coding region: 284-727 (147 amino acids)
Biological process (GO): membrane repolarization during action potential; potassium ion export across plasma membrane; negative regulation of delayed rectifier potassium channel activity
Cellular component (GO): membrane
Molecular function (GO): delayed rectifier potassium channel activity; transmembrane transporter binding; voltage-gated potassium channel activity involved in ventricular cardiac muscle cell action potential repolarization
Source: RefSeq, a predicted model, not a curated record
CCCGCUUUUGUCAGGAGUUCGCUUCGCCCGAAGCCUGACAAUAAAGUUGGAUCUGGAUCCACAUCUUACAGUUAACUUCCCUUAGCACGUGAUUGUGCACAGUGAAACCUAUAUAAAGCUCUGCAGCUUGCACGGACAGUAAACGGAGGCCGAUUACUGGACACAACUAACUGAUAUAAACGGAGCUCCAUGAAUUCUUAGCUAACUUCAACAUUUGUCAGAAGUUUUAGUUGCACCUUUUAUAACCAGUGACUCAUUCUGUGAAGGAAAUAGAAUUUAAAAGAUGGAUCAUUCAAAUGAGACCAAUUUCACUGAAAGUACCAUUCAGACGGCGAAGACUGAAAGUGACUCGGAAGACAACGAAUACCUGUACAUUUUAAUCGUCAUGUCUUUCUAUGGAGUCUUCCUCCUGGGGAUAGUGCUGGGCUAUAUCAGAUCGAAGAGAAACGAGCGGAAAGAUGACACUCUGUUCCUGUAUGAUGACAGAGGGGAGUGGGCUGGUCUGAAAGCGGCGCACAUGCCCUUGGUGUUUAGCGCCUUGCCGGAGAGCGUGGUGCCCGCUCUCUCUUGCGCCAUGUGCACCAUGGAGAGUAGCGUGAGCUCGGAGGGAACACAGGACAUCCAAGUGGCCGUCGAGGAGGAGGUAGAUGGAACUGAAAAUCUGCUCAAUGGUACCUCAGACAACAUUGAGCGCAGCACUCAUCCGCCAACUGAAAACCCUUGUUAAAACAAUUGACAGAGGGCUUAUCAGAGCACAAUGCAUGGCUAAAGUUACAGUUUGAAGGGCAGAUAGUCACCAAACCCCAUGAUUUUGGCUGGACUGACAGAUGGUGACCAAACCCAGUCGUACACUGGUUGCCCGAAUUAUUCCUCAUUCAGUUCCAGAUCCCAUUGUAUACACACACAAAUAUGUGCGGGUUCUUUUUUAAAUACACAUAUCUACUUCCCAAAAAGUUUCACAAAUGUACAUUUGUGGACCUCCUUAUUAAGCAAGAUUUUCAAACAUAUUUGGACAAUUGGCGCCAAAAAUAUGCAGUAUAUAAUAUGCAUAUUGUCAUUCCAGCAUGACUCAACAUUGCUGUUUAACAGAUUGUUAAUAUUUUAGGUUAGGUGAUGACGAUUAUUUUUAAAUUAGUAAUCUGUGGAUGAUAUUUAUCUGCAAAAUAAGCAAGUAGGAUACUCAAUGCAUUAGCGGGGGCUAAACAACAUAACGUUGAGUACAGAAAGGGUGAAUGAACGCUUUACUCAAAGGCGAAGUUUAACCGGCUCUUGGGCAAAGUACUGUUGGAAGCAGCUAUGAAAUGUUCACUGGCAAUCAGCCUGGAAGCACUUGAAAUCUGUAAAACCUUCCAGAUGAAAUUGACGUAGAAAUCUGUCAGAGUUUCCAUAAAGCCUUCUAUUAAUUUUAAAUUAAUUUGUAAAUCAUGUAAAUAGGUGAAGCUGCAAAUUAUUUGUAAAUAUUUAUUACUGAGUUGGAUUAAAAUUAUCUGAUUUUAAGAUCA